This is a messenger RNA of Topomyia yanbarensis, 1674 nucleotides long. RefSeq lists its product as uncharacterized. The record is from RefSeq and is a predicted model, not a curated record. NCBI's taxonomy places the organism in Eukaryota, Metazoa, Arthropoda, Insecta, Diptera, Culicidae. The transcript has 4 exons. Gene Ontology annotation, molecular function: zinc ion binding. Gene Ontology annotation, cellular component: nucleus. The coding region runs from base 60 to 1631 and encodes 523 amino acids.
GUACCUGGCAUCUCUGGUUUGUUUAUUUUCUUCUAGCCUUCCAUCUGAUCUGAACGGAAAUGGAAUCUACCCUAACCGAUCGUUUCAUUGAUCCACCCAGUGCGGACCCAAAGUUGUACUGCCGGCUUUGUUUUUCUACAUUUCGCGUUGAGCCUCUGUUUCCGUCUACCAGUGAUGAAGACGAACAAAAUCAUCACUUGGUACAACUGAUUUCUUCACUGGUACAAAUAGAUCUAACAACUGAUCGUGAUGCGUCCUGUGCGAUUUGUUUCAUAUGCCAGCUUCAUCUGGAAGCAUUUCACUUGUUUCGCGAACGUUGUUGCUUACUAGACCAAUCACUGAAAAGAGAUCAUCAAGCAGCUUUGCCCUCCGAAGUAGAACCAUCUGAUCACUCAUCGAAUGUCCCGCAUGAGGAGCAAGACGACGAUAUGUGGGUUACCGUAGAAGAAAUUGAUGAUGCGACUAGUGAUACGAACGAGUUGCAAUCAACAGAUGGUCAAUCCGAACAAGCAUCCGCUAAUUUUUCGGAAAACGAGAAACAGUUGAACACAGCUUUCUGGAACGCCAUUUCGAAGGAUGUUGGAAUUAUUCCAGAACAUGUGCGCAAUUCACUGGAACUGGUCGGAUUUAGUCGCAGUGCGUCACUUGGUCUCAUUACUCGCGAAAACAUAAAAAAUAUUGAACAGGAUAUGCGAAAAUUGAUACCGCUGGUAUCCAAGCUCGGCGGAGGACUGAGUAAAUAUUAUGGGCACUUUCAUAGCCACAACCCAAGCAAGUUUUCAUUUUUCGCUGGCGAAAUCAGAACCAUUCUUGCGAUAGCACGAGCGGUACAGGAGAAUGGGUUACCAAAAUAUCUGAACACUACUGGAUCGUUUCAAAAAAUAGAGCCGGGUUCAGCUUUGUUCGACAGAAAAGGACAGUGUCCGGAGCGAAUGAUUGAAAGAAUUAAGACCUACUACCGUGAACGCAAUCCAGGUACUCCGGAAUUCAAACGAUUUUACGACAACCUGCCAACCGAAGGUGAGCUUUACAGUGACUCCCGAACGGGACAGCUUUUUUGUUUGAUACAAUGUACUUUUUGCCCCACGUCCAUUCGAGUUUACUUUUGGACCUUUGGGAACUUUGUCAGCCAUUGUAGUAAACAGCACUAUGACAUUUGUCAUAUUCAGCCCAAAAAGAAACCAAGGUUAAAACUACCUAGAGACAGCGAUCCCUUGCGCCUUACAGUUGAGGAGGCGGAACUAGAACAGAACGAUAGUAACAGUGAUCCUUCGCGACUUACGGUGCAGGAAGCGCAACUGGAACGGAACGAUGUUGACGUUGAUCCUUUGCGUUUUACGGUUGAGGAGGCGCCUCCGGAACGGGGCGAUGAUAACAGUGAUCCCUUGCGUCUUACGGUUGAAGAGGCGGAACUGGAACGGAACUAUGAGAACCGGCUGGAUAACGGAGAGGAUGCUAUUUCAAACAAUUUUGUAGUUAAUGAGCGUAGCAAAAGACGGAAUUUGACGUUAGCGGAAGAGUAUUUGAACCAAAACAACGGGAUAAAUCAGACCGAUAGGCAAUCCUCGGAGGAUGAAGAACCGGAGGAAGAUCUUUACGUGAUUGAAGUUCUGGAAGAUGAAAACCAAUAACCCUUCGAUCAAAAUAAAUUAGCAAAAAGCAUUUUUGAAACAA